This is a messenger RNA of Sinocyclocheilus anshuiensis, 1834 nucleotides long. RefSeq names its product kinesin-like protein KIF1C. Gene Ontology annotation, molecular function: microtubule binding; microtubule motor activity; ATP binding. The record is from RefSeq and is a predicted model, not a curated record. The transcript is spliced from 15 exons. NCBI's taxonomy places the organism in Eukaryota, Metazoa, Chordata, Actinopteri, Cypriniformes, Cyprinidae. Gene Ontology annotation, biological process: microtubule-based movement.
CACACACACACACACACACACACUCACUCAAUCAGUUUGAAUUCAGUGAGCGUGUUGUUUUGCUGUGCUUCUGUGAGUGUGUCUGAUUAAGGUGUGACGUGUGUCUCUGCAGAUGUGUGAAGAUCUGUUCAAGCGCACCAGUGAGAACACCGAUCCUGAUCUGUCCUACUCCGUCGAGGUGUCCUAUAUGGAGAUCUACUGCGAGCGAGUGCGGGAUCUGCUGAGCCCCAAGAGUAAAGGAGCGCUGCGGGUGCGAGAGCAUCCCAUCAUGGGGCCGUAUGUCGAGGACCUGUCCAAACUCGCUGUGACGUCCUACACUGACAUCAGAGACCUCAUGGACGUGGGGAACAAGGCCCGGUACAAACCACACCAGUGUUUAACUCUUGCGUGCGUGCGUGUGUGUGAGUGUGUCUGAGUGUGUGUGUGUGUGUUGUUGACGUGUCUCUCUGUUCAGGUCAGUAAGGUGAGUCUGGUGGAUCUGGCGGGCAGUGAGCGAGCUGAUUCCUCUGGAGCCAAAGGCGUGAGAUUAAAGGAAGGUGCUAAUAUCAAUAAAUCUCUCACCACGCUGGGGAAGGUCAUCUCCGCUCUGGCUGAAAUGCAAAACAGCAAAAGAAGGAAAAGUGAGUUCAUCCCAUACAGAGACUCGGUGCUUACCUGGAUACUGAAGGAGAACCUGGGUGGUAAUUCUCGUACGGCUAUGAUCGCUGCUCUCAGUCCUGCAGAUAUUAAUUAUGAGGAAACACUCAGCACUCUCAGAUAUGCUGACCGUGCUAAGCAGAUCCGCUGUAACGCUGUAAUUAACGAGGAUCCAAAUGCUCGUCUGAUCAGAGAACUGAAGGAGGAAGUGAACCGACUCAGAGAACUGCUGCUGUCACAAGGACUGAGCCGGCUGGUCACUGCUCCAGCUGCUGAAGUCAAUAAUAACCAUGUGGGCGUCACUCUAAUGCCUGCUAACCCCGCCUCCAAUGGAGCUCCACCCACAUCCGCGCCUGUCCCAGGAGAAGGCCCCGCCUCUGAGAGUGACCCCGCCUCUCUGGAUGGCCAUGGCCAAUUAGAAGAAUUUCAGGGCGAGAUGAUUACCAAUGAGGAGGCAGUGGAGAGACUGAAGGAAACAGAGAAGAUCAUCGCUGAGCUGAAUGAGACGUGGGAGGAGAAGCUGAGGAAGACCGAGUCUAUACGCCUGGAGAGGGAGUCGAUUCUGGCAGAGAUGGGAGUGUCCAUUAAAGAGGAUGGAGGAACUGUUGGAGUGUUUUCACCUAAAGGGACUCCUCACCUGGUGAAUCUGAACGAGGAUCCGCUGAUGUCUGAGUGUCUGCUGUACUACAUCAAAGAGGGUGUGACCAGGGUUGGUCAGAAGGACGUGGACAUCAAGCUCAGUGGUCAGUUCAUUAAAGAGCAGCACUGUGUGUUUUACAGCUACAUCAACCAGAACGGAGGAGUGGCCGUGACUCUGGAGCCGCUGGAGGGAGCAGAGACGUAUGUGAACGGGAAGCAGAUCACCGAGUGUGUGCUGCUCAGACAGGGAAACCGCAUCGUGAUGGGCAAGAGCCACGUGUUCAGGUUCAAUCACCCGGAGCAGGCGCGUCUGGAGCGCGAGCGCAGCAGCUGUGUGGAGCAGCAGGGAGAGCCGGCCGACUGGAACUACGCUCAGAGAGAGCUGCUGGAGAAACAGGGCAUCGACAUCAAGCUGGAGAUGGAGAGGAGGUUACAGGACGUGGAGAUUCAGUAUCGGAGAGAGAAAGAGGAAGCAGAUCUACUGCUGGAGCAACAGAGACUGGUGAGAGACAGACACACACACACACAGCCAAUAAACCUUCAGACUUUAAGGCUUUAA